GAGUAGGGCCACACGCACGCGGUCGUUCGAAACGCGCCCAGACGGCGGCGAACCAGUUUCAAUACGGCCGGUCCGCGGUCCGGUGCAGUUGGCGCGCGCGCAGUUUCGGUGCGAGUGCAAUAAAUUUAUAAUAAUAUUAUUCGCGCGCGCGGCCGCAAUACCGAGUUGUAACGUCCUACGUGAGCGCGUACGGUUUUCGCGGUGCUCGGCCGUUUCCGAACGUUUUCCUCGGCGUUUUCAUUUCUCCGACGUUGUUCGCGUGCCAAUGUCGUUCGAACCAGUCAUGAGGAGCGAGAACACAGCUCGGCGUGAUCAUCGCGCGUUCGAUUUUUAAAUGUUUCUGAGAGAACAUGAUCCCGAGCUAAACUCCGCAAACAUGCUGGACGUGUACAGAUCGGACUCGCAAAAGUCCGACUCGUCGCAGAGGCCAAGAGUGUCGUUCAACCGGGACGUGCGGAUCAAGAAAAUCGGCAACUCAGAUGCAGCAAGUAUUGUGGAAGCUUUAGCUGGAGAUGGCGAAGGCCACUUGGUGCCCACGCCAGUUCGCAGGGAAAAGAUCAAAGCGUCUAAGCGUGAACUUGCGUUGGAAGCUGACCGCGUACUCAAGCAGGCAGACAGCGUGGCCUCUCUGCACUCGGAUAUACCGCCGAGAAGACAGCAGAGGAGCAAACCAGAUGGAGGGUCCCUUCAACGGAAGACCAGCUUUGGAGGGACAGACUCGAAAAAAUGGAAUUCUGAAGGUAAACUGUCUUCGUACAUGUCGUUGGACAGGCCGAAGAACCGGAUCAGGAAGAGGGAGCAGCCGACGUGGGAAGAGCAGCGGCAGGGCGGUCAACAGUAUCGUUCGUCAACGGACCUGACGACCGCGGCGGCACCGCCGAAACGACGAUCGACGGCAUCGUCGGGCAGCGGCAAGUUGACGAGGAGCGUCAGCGAUGCAGGCGACCGGGACAAGCCGCUGGCGUCCGGCGACGGCGGCGACGCAAAACGUUCGAUAUCGUUGUUCGGCACCAUCCAGCGGAUCAAGACGAAGAUCAAAAAGCGUCCGACGGCGGUGGCCGCGUCCGAGCCACCCCCGCGGAGGACGCAAUCGGGGGCCGAUCGGUCCUCGGAACCGUCCACGCCGCGCGUGGUGACGGGCCCGUCACCACCUCCGGCGCCGAUCCGGGCGAAAAAACAGCUGUCUCCCAUCAUCGAGUCGUCACCGCGGGACGAGUACUUCAAGUAUACGGUCGGCGGCCCGUUGGGCUACAGCGGCGCGUCCCCACCGCGCCCGGUCCGCGGCCACAAGGUCGACCGGAUCGUCCGGAAACUACAGCACCAGCAACAGCAGCACCAACAACAACAACAACAGGCGGCGGCGGCGGCCGAACUCGCCCGUCAACCGUCGCCACCGCUGCCACCGCCGCUGUCGUCGUCGUCGCCAGACUUCGCCCACGCGCACAACGGCAACGAACCGUUUUCGUACACGGCCACGUCGUCGCCCACCAUCGUCCACCUACCGGACGACACGGCGGCGGCAGCUGACCGACCGCCACCACCGCAACGACAACGACAACAGUAUCGCUCGGCCGGCGGCAUGGACGACACGUGGACGUCAUACGACAAUCUCAGCCACAGGCGGGACGCGCUCGAAUCGAGGCUGCAGAAACGCGCGGCAACCGUAGUGGUCAGACCACAGCGGACGGGGUCGGGUUCGGGAUCGGGGGCGACGGUGCGCGUGCGAACUCCUCCAGAUCCGGCGCCGGACACGUACGCGACGGUAUACAAGAAGAACGAGACGCUCGGCGGUGGUGACAGAUACUUCGAGCGAAAGAUCGUCACGGAACACCGGUUCGCCCGGAGGACGCCCAGGCUGUCCGGCGACGGUGACGAUGACCAUGACGACCACGAAGACGAUGUCGAUGCCGACCACCACGAUCAUCGUCACCGUGACGCCGCCGUCCACCGCGACACCGCCGUCCACCACGACCAUCAUCACCGGGACACCGCUGUCCGGCCGCCGGACGGCAGUCGCGGCCGACCACCGACGUCCCGGACCUCGUCCGGCAUGCCGAACAUCGUUUCCCGGAACAACGUGACAGUCGUCAACGCGCCGCCGCGCUCCGCUUCCGUGUACGGCGCCGACAAACCGGCCAAAAAACGUUCCAGGCUGGACAAGUUCAAGAUGCUGUUCACCGGCGGCUCGUCCGCGUCCAAGGAGAACAAGCGGCCAUCGUCGUCCGCUAAAGCUCAGUACAACUCGUCUGAUCCCGAGUCUUACACGUCGUCUUUGCGCAAACGUUACAACGUGUUCACCGGUACCGACAGCAACAAACAAGGGAAUCAUGUGUCCGGAAAUAGGAGGACUUUAUCUCCGAGCAAAACCCCGAAACCAACUGGAAACAACGCAUGGUUCAAGUCGUUGGACAGAUUCGGCAAGAAAAAUAAGAGAUCGAAGACGUUCACGUCAGGUAGCGAAAACGAUGACGAGAUCAGAGUGCACAGGGUGAACGAUCGGAACAACUCGAAGGGGACGACCCGGUCGUACCACAGCGUGGGAAACCUCAACUCGCUGGACAUGGACCAGUCACCCAGGCUGACUGCCGACAAGAGACACUCUCUGAUAGAUAGUUCGGCAGGCAGCACGACCGAGGGCGACAGUAGUCAAAAAUCGCAUAAGUCCACGGUCUAUCUUCACGCAACCACGGUAGGAGAAAUACCGGAAUCGCGACAGCUGCACCAGUCUGUGUUCGGGGCGAAGAGCAGGCGAGCCGCGAGCCGCGAGGAGCUGUCGUCGCGCAACGACGCGUUCGGCGGUGCUCAGAAGCGCACGUUGUCCCGGUCGGUGUCCGUGCUGGCGCCGUGGGUCCCGCGUCACGGCGAGGGCCGGACCGUGGACUACGACGAGCGCGGCCGGCCGCCCAGGGCGCCGUCGUCAGCCAGACACGGGCCAGUCAAGGCGACCAAGAGCGACCCGGAAGAGUCAGCUGCGGCGGGCGCGGGCAGGCCCACGUCGGCGGCGCGGACCAAGAACCGACCGCCGAAUCGGGCCAGUUCGGGCGAGGAGUCGUCGUUGCUGGACGAGGUGAUCAUCCGGACAACCAGCCGCACGGGCAAGCUCAUCAAGGACGACCGUUCCACGUCCCGGCAGAUCGGCCGGUCCAUGUCGUCGGCGAACAGGUCGGCCGCGGGUGGCACGUUGACGCGGAUCAAGACGAAAUCGUAGUGGACAACGAUAUUCAGUGUUCUAAACAAAAAUGACAACAAUAAUAAUAAUAAAAAUAAUAAUAAAAUAAUAAUAAAAUAAUAAUAAUAAUAGCAAUAAUAUUAUAAUAAUAAUAAUGAUAGUAAUAAAAUAUAAUAAUAUAUAAUGAUGAUGAUGAUGAUGAUAACGCAUAAAAAUAAUAUAAAAUUAUAUAAAAUAAAGUAUUACAAAAAACUGUCCUGCCACCGAUCAAAAAAACAAAAAAAAUAUCAUACCGAUAAUUAAUUACUUACCUAACAAGUUCGGCGGCGGUGCACCAGCUGGCGACAUUAAAAAUAUUUUUGAUUUUCCGGUUUCGCGAGCAGUGUGGUUGCGUGGGAGCACCAUUAUAGUUUUCAUGCGAGUAAUAUUAUAAUAUUAUGUUGUGAUUAUUAUUGACCUUUAAUACGACUUUUCAAUAACUACCAUUUUAAUUAUGUAAUAAGCUAGUCCGCGCAAUCGCAUUUGUCAUAAUAUUAUAUUAAUAAUAAUUGUUACACGGCAAAGAGUAAAAUAGUGUCCUAAUUUUCAAGGGAAUCAAAAUUGAUGUUUUGAUUUUAAUAUAUAUUAUUUUAUUAUUAUCAGCAAUCAAGUAUUUUUUUUACUAGGAAAUUCGGAUUUUUUGGUAAAAGACCUUUUUUUAUUUGUACGUCAGUUAUGAAAAUAUACAUUAUUAUUAUUAUGAUUAUUAUGAUUAUUAUUUACGUGCAUAUGUCAAUUUGAUAUUUUAAUGCAUUUGUUUAAUGAUUUUGAUGCUCAUGUCCCCUUUUUUUUAACAUUUCGCGGUUUUUAUUUCGUGUACACCAUGAAUCGCAAUAAUGAACACUUGUGAACUUUUUUAUUAUUUAAACCAUGUUGGUAUAUGCAUGUGACUAUUACGUUGCAUCCCUGGCAUAUUCAUUUGUUUCACCCCGCAUAUGUUAUAGUAAGCUGGCGCUUGUCCUCCAAAAAAUUGUGCUUGUCGUUUAUUCUUUAUAUUAUUUUCGUUUAAACCCAUUUUUCAAGCAGACAAACAUAGUAACUGCAAAAUAGAUUUAAAUUGCUUCUUAAAUAAUGGCAGUACCUAUUAUCACACUCAUUCAUGGGAAGAAACACAUUUUUUUUCCAUACAACAGUAUAAGCAUUUUUACUUGGUGCCUAAGUGUAGUUUAUAAAGAUUAGACCCUUUUGCCGUGUAACCAUCGAUAUUGUGUAUGUUCGAUCAUACGUAUUCGUGAGCCAAUAUUCGUUACCAGCGCCCAGUUUUCU
Messenger RNA from Metopolophium dirhodum (rose-grain aphid), 4474 nucleotides. RefSeq lists its product as uncharacterized. The record is from RefSeq and is a predicted model, not a curated record. Bases 335 to 3208 code for a protein of 957 amino acids. NCBI's taxonomy places the organism in Eukaryota, Metazoa, Arthropoda, Insecta, Hemiptera, Aphididae. The transcript is spliced from 7 exons.